AUGCACACACAUCAUUCUCAUAGUGGAGAUUAUGUGUCUCAUGCAGUGGACACUUUAGAUGAUAUGGUAGAACUCUACUAUAAAAAGGGGUUCCAAAUAGUAUGUUUAACUGAACAUAUGCCUCGAUUAGACAACAGAUUUUUAUAUCCUGAAGAAAUUGAUAAAUCCUACACUAUCGACAACUUAAAUGGUGAUUUUACAAGAUAUUUAAAUCAUGCUCGUGAUUUACAAUUGAGAUAUGCCAAUAAUAAUAGUAGAAAUAUGAAAAUAAUUAUUGGAUUUGAAGUUGAGGGAAUAAACACUGAUCAUAUAAAUUAUUCAAAGGAAUUAUUGAAUAAAGUACAAAUGAGUGUUGGAUCAGUUCAUUUUGUUAAUGAAAUCCCCAUUGAUUUCAAUAAGGAAUUAUGGCUCAAGGCAAGAGAAUCCACUAAAAGUAAUACAACUCGAGAAUUAUAUAAUGAUUAUUUUGAAUUGCAAUAUAAAGUUAUAACUCAGUUGAAACCUACUGUUGUCGGCCAUUUCGAUUUAAUUCGCUUAUUACAACCAGAGGAUGAAGUUGAUCCAACUACUGGUAAACCAACAAAAGAUGUGAAUUUAGAAACUGAUUGGCCUGAUAUUUGGCAAUUAAUUAUUCGAAAUAUAAAAUUUGUUAAACUGUAUGGCGGGUUGUUUGAACUUAAUUCUUCUGCUUUAAGGAAAGGUUGGAAUACUCCUUAUCCGAAACGAGAUAUUGCUAAUGCAAUUAUUAAAUAUGGUGAUUCCAGGUUUUGCUUAUCUGAUGAUGCCCAUUCAUUAUCACAAAUUGGUAUAUUUUAUUCCAAAGCUUGGGAUUAUGUGAAGUCAUUGGGCCUAGAAAGUAUUUAUCAUUUGGAUUUAGAUGAUCAUGAGAAAAUAGUGAUAAAAUCUAAAAGUGUAAAAGAGCUCGACAACUCUUCAUUCUGGAAAUAG
Molecule: messenger RNA, 948 nt
Organism: Candida dubliniensis CD36
Lineage: Eukaryota; Fungi; Ascomycota; Pichiomycetes; Serinales; Debaryomycetaceae
Product: histidinol-phosphatase
Exons: 1
Coding region: 1-948 (315 amino acids)
Biological process (GO): L-histidine biosynthetic process
Cellular component (GO): cytoplasm
Molecular function (GO): histidinol-phosphatase activity
Source: RefSeq, a predicted model, not a curated record